Molecule: messenger RNA, 5853 nt
Organism: Diorhabda sublineata
Lineage: Eukaryota; Metazoa; Arthropoda; Insecta; Coleoptera; Chrysomelidae
Exons: 8
Coding region: 31-5451 (1806 amino acids)
Source: RefSeq, a predicted model, not a curated record
GGUUCCAAUUCUGGAAUUGAUGACAAAGAAAUGGUUCUCCAAACUUUAAAGUCACAUAAAUCUGAUGUUACACAUGAAGAGACUAAUAUGAUUUCUGGGAUUAUUAAUGAAGAAAAGGUCCUCGAUACUAUAAUAUCGUCUACAUCAGAGAAGGUACUUCAAAAUUAUACUAUAAAUAGAGUAGAUCAAGAAGGUUCCAUUUCUGGAAUUGAUGACAAAGAAAUGGUUCUCGAAACUAUACAGUCACAUAAAUCUGAUGUUACACAUGAAGAGACUAAUAUGAUUUCUGGGAUUAUUAAUAAAGAAAAGGUCCUUGAUACUAUAAUGUCUACAUCAGAGAAGGUACUUCAAAAUUAUACUAUAAAUAGAGUAGAUCAAGAAGGUUCUAAUUCUGGAAUUGAUAACAAAGAAAUGGUUUUUGAAACUAUAGAGUCACAUCAAUCUGAUUUUACAAAUAAAGAGAAUAAUAUAAAUUCUGGGAUUCUUAAUGAAGAAAUGGUUCUUGAUACUACAAUGUCGUCUAUAUCAGAGAAGAUCAUUCAAGAUUAUAAUAUAAAUAAAGUAGAUCAAGUAGGUUCCAAUUCUGGAAUUGAUGACAAAGAAAUGGUUCUCCAAACUAUAAAGUCACAUCAAUCUGAUUUUACACAUGGAGAGAGUAAUAAAAAUUCUGGAACUGGAUAUGAAGAAAUGACUCUUGAGUCCCUUAGAUCUGAAAUUAUACAUCAAGAUUACAAUAUAAAUAUUAUAGAGCAAGAAGAUAUCAAUUCUAGACUUGUUGAUACAAAAACUACAGAUGCCAUUUCUGAACUUAAGAACAAAGAAAUUAUUGUUGAUUCAGUAAUGUCACAGAAAUUUGCAAACACCCAUGAAGAGUGUAAUAUGAAGACUGAAAAUCAAGAGAGUGUCAAUUUUGUAUUUGGAAAUAAAGAAAUAGUUACUGAGAGUAUAGAGUUACAAAACCAAGAAGAUGAUGGCAGUUCGGAUAUUGAAAAUGAAAUUUUUCCUCGGGGUGUAGAAUUAGAAAAAUCUGAAAGUACAUAUCAAGAGUUGAACAUUACUGAUACCACCAAUGUAAUUGCAGAAGUGAUUGUAGAAUCAAGUAAAUUGGAAAAUGAAAACCAAGUAUUACAUACCAUCAACGAAAAUCUUUCAAUCAGAGAAGAAACAAUUGAGGAAUUAUAUGUUCAUGCAACAGAAAAUCUUGAAACAACAGAAACAGUCGACACAUCGAAAGUAUUACUUCCAGUUUCAUCAAAUAAGUUUGAAUCAAAAGAAAAUGAUUCAGAAUCAUUGACAGAUACAAGUAUAGAAACAUCCAAAUGCAAUAAUGAAAUUAUAAUUAAAGAAAGGGAAGAAUAUACAAUCGACAAUAAUGAGGAAUUACCAGAUUUACUAAUAUCGGGAGUUACAGUUUCAGAAAACUACCAAAGUGAAGAAAACAAAAUUGACGAUAUAAAAUUAAAAACAAUAAAUGCAGAAGUAUUGAAAGAUACAGUUAUACCUUGUCCAAAAGAAGAAAACUUAUCUGAAAAUGAUCAGGAUCACUCGAUUCGAGAAAAAAAUAACGAUUCAUCUUUAGCAAUAGGUCCAUUUCCACAAGAUGCUAAUACUAACAAUAAUAAGGAAUUAGAACAUGUAAAUGUUGAUUUGGAAGAAAUAAAAUAUACAUCUGUGAUGGCACAUCAGAAAAGUGAUGAAAGCAAAGAAGAUGAAACUAAAAACGUACAAGAAACUUCACCAAUAUUGAUAGAUACAAACUUUACAAUGGAUCAAAAUGAAGAAAACGCAAUCAUCAAUAAAGAAAUAAUUGAUAAAGAAAAUUCUGUGAACCAAAUGGAGCUCGAAGAAUGUGAUAACAUUGUGGAGAUCCAGAGUACGAAGGGAGUUACAGAACAAACGUCAAUAGUAUUAGAGAACAAAGGAAUGGGUGAUAAAGCAGAACUUGAAGUGCCAGCGACAAGUCUCGAAUACAGUUUGUCACAGGAAGUUAUAAACUACAAUGAUGAACUAUUAAAAAAGAUAACUGUCAACAAAUUUGAUUUAACAGAUUAUUAUAAAAAUUCAGUUACUUCUCAAAAUAAUAAAGUUCAAGAGGGAUCAUAUAUAACAACCCCUACUACCACUAUAGCAUCAUUGAAUUCUGAUUUAAAAAUUCAUGAAAACGACAAGGUGAAAGCAGAAAUCUUCAAAGAUAACAACGAGUAUUUUUGCAGUACAGAUAAAAAUAUUGGGUUCGAAGGAACUUGUAGAAAGUUGCACAACGACAACAAUAGUUCAGUUCUUGAAACGCCAGAUUUGGAAAGAAUUCUUGUACCAUUUUUAAAUAAUCAAGAUUUUUCUCCUGCCGAGUUUAAAAACAGCAUUGAUGAUCCUAGCGUUAAACAAAAAAUUCGCACAGUUGUCGUCGAUGAAAACCUCCACAAACCCGGAACUUCAAGACAGGACACCUUAGUUCAUGAUGAAUCCAAAGAAGUACAUCCUGCAGAAUUGGAAAAGAUUCAAAAUGACCCACAACAAAAUUUACAAAAUCCAGCUAUGAUAGAAGAAAUUAUGGAGCAUCGAUUACCUUUCGAAAACCAAUUCUACUUACCUCCUGCAAAUCAACUUUCUGGCAGUUCCCAAAUGAAAAUAUCAGACGGCACUAAUGACCACAAUUAUUAUUCAAAUUAUACAAGUGAUCCAGUGAUGAGUAUCGCUGAGGACGGAGGGGAAAUGUCGUUAACAGCGAAAGAAUUUACGAAUGUUAUUCUGAAUUUCGGUAAUGAAAAUGAAUUCUUAGAUUUCACUUCAUCUCUUAUGGAUUUGGAUCUUGCGGAUGAAAAUGCAUCAAGACGAGAAUCAGAACCGUUUCAAUCGUGGGAUAAUGAACCGAAAGUGAUUGUCGAAUACAACAAUCAAUCUAAUGAUACUCCAAUAGUUAUAAGAGGAUAUAUUAAUGAUUGUACAGGUUCCGAACCUUGGGGUCAACAAAACAGUGGAAAAAACCAACAAUCAUUUCACGAUGAAUUAUUUAAUCAGCAGAGUGGUCAUGCUAAUCCUAUUUUGGCGGAAGAAAUUACAAUCUCAGCUUCAGAAUCUUUAGACGCGAAUAUUAAAAUGCCUGAUGCAAAUUUGAAAUUUUACGACAUGUUAAAUAUAACACCAGAAACUGUUUCUAUCGAUAAAAAAGAACAAUAUCAGGUUCAAAUGGACAACACUAGUGAAACACCUCUUUGUCUCGCUGAAAAAUCUAGUUCUGAUACCGGAAAUUCACGUUCAAGUGAAGGUACUGGCAAAUCGAAAAAAGUAGUACAACAAUUGGCUUUAUACAAAAAAAUUAAAGAGAAACAAUCUACUCAAAGUCAUAUGAAACGAAACAACGUCGAAAUUCCGAGUAGAAAAUGUAAUAGGACAUGUCCUAGAAAGUGGACGAAAAUGUCUUCUUCCCCUCCGACGAAAGCGAAUGAAGUACUGAAAUCGAAUGAAUCAGAAAAACUUUCAGAAGAUUAUCAAAACAAACAAGUAAUCAACACCAUUUCUACAAUUGGUGUUCCUGUAUUAAAGCCUUCUGACUUGAAAGAAGUUGAAUCGCCCUCUACACUUCUAACAAAUGGUACAAUCAGCAAAUAUCCAAUUGAAAAAGAUAAAGUGACUAAACCAACUAACUCUGUUGCCAAUAAAACUAAACAUGAAACAUCUAAACCCAUCAUAUUAUCGGAUCACAGAGAAAAGGAUAAACACGAAUCAAAAAAUCUAGUCACUGCACAUAAAGAUGAGGACAUAAAAAGCGAUAUUUGUAUAAAGCGAGUUUGUAUAAACAACACUUCAUUAGAAAGAGAUAUUUCUACAAAGACCAAAAAUAUCAAUGGCUCAAAAAUUGAUCAUGCAAAUAAACGUAAUCAUCUUAAAAAGCUACAGAUGGCCAUUAUCCAACCAGAUACUAAAACGCCGUCUAAACCUACACAAGAUACUAAAUCCAGUUCAAAAGCUCUACCAGAAACUACCGCGCCAUCAAAACACACCCAAGCAACUAAAUCGUCGUAUAAAGCUAUACAAGAAACUGAAGCACCAUCUAAGGAAUCGAUAAAAUCCGUAAUUUAUCCGAUUAUACCAAAAACUACAGUUCACCGUUCUCAAGACAAACCAACAACAAUUGCCAAACAUGAUCCGUAUCUUCAAAACGCCGAAACCUCCUUAAGGGAUAAGAAUCACGGGACAACCUCAACAGUUCAGUUACAUAGAACUCAAGAGCGUUUACGAGAAAGUGUCUCAAAAAAAUCAUACGAAAGAUCUUCCGAUCAAUUGUAUAAUAGAGUUUCUUCAGUUAGCCCCAACAGCUCGGGACGUUCUUCUCGAGAUAGGUCUUCUAGAGGCGGAUCAGAAACUUCUUCAUUUGGUUGCGACGAUAAUGAGGUGACACUCAAUAUCUAUGACGCAGUCAAACAGAGAAAAAGGGCAGUUACUAAAAGAGAUUCUUCAGUAGAAAACAAAUCUCGUUGCGAUUAUAAAACCAGAAGAAAUAAAAGAAAAAAAAGUCCCGAUGGUUAUCAAGCAUCGAAAAAGUCUAAAACCCCGAGCAGUGCCGAAGACAAUGAAAUCCAGGAAAGAAUUCCUACUACUGAUCUUAAAGAAAUGAGAGUAACUUCUAGUACACAGUACACAGCGCACCCUACAGCAUCAGGGAACCAAAAUAAUUUCAGCAGCAGUUACCCCGUUAACAGGACAUCAAGAGACAAUAAUCGGGAUAGGGACAAAAGGAACGCUGUGGAGUCCAGUAGUAAAUCGAAGAGUCAAAAGACAUAUAGGAGUACUGAAGAUGUUUUUGACCGUUUACUUAGUCAGGGAAAUACGAAUCCUUUCUUCAAUAAUCCUCAUCAAGCAACUUCAAGUAACUCCAAGUCGGACCGCCCCGAUCAAUAUUCAUACAAACGAUGUAUCGAUCGAUCGGUUAAUGACUCGAAUUACAGCAAUAAACGAAGACUAGAAGAUCAAAGUAGCAUUAGAAAAAAUGAUAGAGGUGUAAGGCCAGAAUCUUCACAAAGAAAUCCUAAUUAUCGAUCCAAUAUGGAAUCUAAUCGAUCGCAGUUAGGACAACGGCCAUCUACCGAUUAUUAUCACAAGUAUACGCCUACAUAUCCCUCUAGGGACAGAGAAGACAUUUAUUCUCCCAGGAAAUCCAGCAGUAGUAGACAAUCGCAGCAGCUAUCCAGUUAUGGAUCAAGCAAUUCCAACGUUUCGAAUUUGUAUCGUCGGAGUGACUCACAUCAAAAAACACCUAAUACUUCACUUUAUACCGCUAAAUGCAAUCAACUCUCCGAUGAAAAGAAGAAUGAAUUGUUGGAAGAUCUCAGAAACGUGGUACAAAUGCAGUUGAAUAAAAGCAGCAAAAGUAACAAUUCUGAAGCUGAUUGGUACCAGGGAAUUGAACCACUUCUUUCUGAAAACCUCCAUGGGUUCAACAAGAGGGAAUAGUACUGUAUGGGAGUAAAGUUGUAUAAUUUGUAUUUAUAUUAUUAUAGUUUAAGAUUAAGUACUGUAAAUAUGUUGAUAGUGUGUACAAAGAACGCCUUUAGGGCAUUUUUUGCGAAAAUUGCCGUUAGUAAUCAUGUAAUUAAUAAUUUUUUAAAAAACCGUUAUUAACUUUUUUUUGUAAAAUUUAUAUAUAAAUCCACCAUAUAUAUAUUAUGUCGUCGUUUUAAUUACUUUAUUAUUCAAGAAUAUUUAAUAUGUACCUAUUUAUUUUUCCUAGAUUUAAAGAUCAGAUUAAUAUUAAUUAGGAUAAGCUAGAUUGUAAAAACUUUUUUCGUGAUUUUAUAGACAAAUUUACAAAUUGUGUAUAUACGAUGUUGACUAUGAUUAAAAAAGCAAGUGAUA